Nicotiana tabacum (common tobacco) is the source of this 2903-nucleotide messenger RNA. RefSeq names its product protein MLN51 homolog. The record is from RefSeq and is a predicted model, not a curated record. Gene Ontology annotation, cellular component: exon-exon junction complex. Gene Ontology annotation, molecular function: mRNA binding. NCBI's taxonomy places the organism in Eukaryota, Viridiplantae, Streptophyta, Magnoliopsida, Solanales, Solanaceae. Gene Ontology annotation, biological process: mRNA processing.
ACGGGAAUGUAAGACGACUUCCCCUACAUAUAUAUGCUGACGACACACACCGUAUGAGGAAAAACGUGUAAAAAUAUCCACAAAAUAAUCGACUGGGAUUGGGUGGGUAGCGGAAUUAAUCCACCAUCUAAAAUUCUAGGGUUUUCAAUUGCCCCUAAUCUAACUCUACAAAAGAUUCAGAUCACACCCCAAAACCUGAUUCUUCAAAAAAUUUGUUUAUUGUUUAUAAAAGUUCCGUUCUUUUAUGUGUUUGGUGUGAACUGUUGCGAGAUUUAGCAGUUGAAAAAUGGCGAGUGCGGGAGAAGCAGAAGCGGAGUACGAGAGCGACCCGGAAGAGGCGAAGUUGUCGUUGAAGAUGCGGAGGAGAGAGGCGAGCGAUGACGAGGAGGAGGAAGAAAGGGAACCGGAGGAGAGAGAAAAUCCCCAUCAGAGGAUUGAAUCUGACGGCGAAUCGGAGGGACAAGGCGCUGCUGCCGAUUAUGACGAAGAAGAAGAAGAAUACGAUGAUGAAGAGUACGGGGAGGAUGAGGAGGAUGAGUACGAGGAAGCUGGUGGAAUUGUUGGCGAUGGUCACGAGGAAAGUGUUACGGAGGAUGUUGAGGUUGUAGCGGAGGGUGCUGAUGGAGUGAAGGUGGUUGUGGGCGAAGGAACAGGGUCAGGUCAAGGGAUUGCUGAUGGCAAUGAGAAUAAUGUGCUGCCGGGGGAGGAAGAGGAGAAGAAAGAGAAUGAACCCUUUGCAGUGCCCACUGCUGGAGCGUUUUACAUGCACGAUGACAGGUUUCGAGACAAUGCCGGUGGACGACACAGGCGAACUUUUGGUGGAAGGAAGUUAUGGGAAUCAAAAGAUGAUCGGAAAUGGGGACAUGACAAGUUCGAAGAAUUGAGCGUGGAGGAGAGGAAUUAUGAAGAGGGUAGGAGGGCUUCAAGGGGUCGUUAUCGUGGACGAGGUAGAGGGCGAGGGCCUGAACGUGGAACUGUGCGAGCACGAAGACCCAAAGCUGACAUCAAUGACAACAUUCAGGGCAACGAUAAUAAUCAGAAGAUUCAAAAUAAUACUUCAAAGGGUAUGCGAGGCAGGGGUCCUAGAAGGUAUCGGCCCUCAUUUAAGGACAACAUUGGUGCACCACCUCCACCAAACAAACAAUCUGGUCUGUCAGCUGAGAAACUUUCACAUCACAGCACAGCCAAAGCAUCUACUCCUGUAUCAAAUGUAGAAAAUGAUGCAGUGGCAGCUGCUAAGCUAAGCUUUGUGUCAAGCUUGAAUUCUGCUUCUCCUCCAUUUUACCCCUCUAGUUCCUCCACUAAGGGAAUCACUACAAUGGACAAGAGAGAGUUGCAAACCGGGACAAGUAGCCGCAGUGCUCAGCCUUCUGUUUUAGGAGAUAGUUCUGCUGCUGCACGAUCAACUGUAGUGCUGCGAGGGAAGAAUGUUGGUGAUUCUAUUAGCCUUGACAAGCUUAAUAUUGCUGAUCCUAUUACUGCAGUAGCUGCGAAACCAUCAUCUGGUUUGCAGUUGCCUCCUGGCUCCUCAACAAUAAAUCCUACUCAAUCUCAGCCAUUGAGAGGCCAAGGAAGAGGAUUUAAUGCAAUGCCACUUGUAAACUACCAAUCUCCUGUAAUAAAUAACCAAUUCAACCGAGUUUCUCAGCCGACAAACCUCUCCUCUACUCAUAGAAAUCCUGUUCAAAGUCGAGGACAACCUUCUUUCCAGGUUGCUGGUCAGCAGUUUGCUCAGCGAUCUGGUACUGGAUCUCAAGGUUCAUCUCCCCCAAAAACUGGACAGUCUAUCUCUGAAACUAGAGAGAUUGAAUCUUCUUUGGAUUCAAGUAAAUCAAAGAGUGCUAUGGUUGCAAAAGGAAAAGGCACUCUUCAGAGCACUGGAAGGGGAUCAGUUCUGCAUGGCGGAGCUCAGGUUAUGGGUGCACCUGGAAGUGUUGGUAGUGGCGAUCAGAACUUUCCUGCAUCACCAACCUUUUUGCCAGUCAUGCAAUUCGGGGGACAGCACCGCGGUGGCAUUGGAGUUCCUGCUGUUGGCAUGGCCUUUCCUGGAUAUGUUGGUGGUGGUUUGGGGAAUUCUGAGAUGACAUGGUUGCCAGUUUUAGCUGGGGCUGCUGGAGCAUUAGGUGCAACAUACUGUUCGCCAUAUUUUGCUGUUGAUGGUGCUUAUAAUGCUCGCCCAUCUGGGCAAAUAUCUUCUCUCACUGCUGCUCCAAGCAAAGAGAACAAUACCGGUAAACCAAAUAAUGAAUGCAAUCCCCAACAGAGACCAGAGCUCUCAAAUGACGACUUAGGUCAGCGUCAGAAGAAUCCUCGCAGAUAUACAGAGAUGAAGUUUGAUCAGUGAGCUUGUUUGUAGGUUGAAGCUGUUUAAUAAGCAGAUUAAGGCAUUCUCCCAGACCCUAUGCUCUCCGACUGUUGAUGGACUCAUCUAGGGCUCUCAUGUGUUGUGAUGUAUUUUAGGUUUACAUGACAAACGCCUGCUCAUGCUGCUUCACUUGCAGGAUACCUGCAGCUUGACGGGUGGCAGUUAUUUGUUUAAAUAUGUGGUUCUUGUGGCUUGGUUUUUCUUUAACUGAAGGAAUUGAGAAUUGUUGGUUGGUUUCUUCAAAUGAUGACGAAAAUAAUGGUAAAACUCUGGAAGCGAUUGCAGCUGUUUUGUUAUUAUGCGAAGUUCUCCUCUUCUGAAUAGAUUGCCCUAGUGUCUUCCCAAGUUCUCCGUUGGUGGCCUUAAGUUACUACUUAUUUGGUGGAUACUUUCAGGGUGUUGUAGUUAAAUAUUAUGUUAACAAGAGAGCAUAGCUUGCUCAGAUGUUGAAUAAUAAAUUUUGUUACAAAAAUACUUUUGUUUCUCCAAUUUUAUGCACAUAUGGAAUUGAUGAUGGACCUCACUGGAUUACUUUCUA